Lecanosticta acicola is the source of this 1830-nucleotide messenger RNA. The record is from the annotation of a GenBank genome assembly. NCBI's taxonomy places the organism in Eukaryota, Fungi, Ascomycota, Dothideomycetes, Mycosphaerellales, Mycosphaerellaceae.
AUGGCUUUCUACCAGGAUUUGCCCUGGCACGAGGGCGAGGAGCAGAUCGCCAAGAGCAUGGAUGUUCCUCACCUGGACAACCCGACCAUUCCUACUCUGUCUCCUCAACUGGCAAACCAUCUGAGGAUAGCUCCGCUCAUUGCAAUAGGUACUGUUGACGCAGAGAAGCGGCCCUGGGUGACGUUACUCGGAGGACAGAAAGGCAUGUCGCAGCCCCUCGGCAACGGCAUCGUCGGGAUCAAGACCGCAGUCACUGGAAAGUACGACCCCGUCGUCGAAGAGCUUGUCGGCAAAGACACUACAGGAGAUAUCAUCAAGGAAGAAGGUCAAGGUCGGAUGGUGAGUGGCCUGACCAUCGAUCUGGAAACUCGAAAGAGAGUCAAGAUGUAUGGACGGAUGAUUGCUGGAGCUCUCAGUCAGCGAGAAGACGAAUUGACUGGCCACGAGGAGCACAUCGCAGAGAUGCAGCUCGUACUCAAAGUCGAACAGAGCCUCGGAAACUGCCCAAAGUAUCUGAACAAGAAGCAUAUAGAACCUACCUCGGCGAAACCAAGACUGUCAUCGGAUUGGCCACAGCUACCUCAGCAAGCCCUUGACCUUGUAGAGAAGGCCGACUUGUUCUUCGUAUCGAGUGCACAGCAUGAUCAAGAUAUGGAUGCUAACCAUCGAGGCGGGCCGCCCGGCUUUCUUCGAGUAGCAUCGAAUGAGGUGUCGGGAGCUGUACUGAUAUGGCCAGAGUAUAGCGGAAACCGCCUAUAUCAAACGCUCGGCAAUCUCGCUCUCAACCCUGUAGCGGGACUGUGCGUUCCAGACUUUGACACUGGCGAUAUGUUGUACUUGACUGGCACGACAGAGAUUCUGGUUGGCAAAGAUGCUGCUGCUGUGCUUCCACGUUCGAAUCUUUGCGUGAGAUUGACAGUGACUGCCGCUCGCUUCGUCUUAGAAGCUCUGCCGUUCCGCGGUACCCCUGGCGAGCGAUCCCCGUACAAUCCGGUUGUGCGGUUUCUAACGACGGAGAAACCGCCACCACAGUCUGCAACCAGCGAAAUCCAACAAGCCACGCUGAUCAGUCAAACCACAUUGACGCCGACUGUGUCCCGCUUCAGAUUUAGCCUUGAAAACGCAGCCUCCUACAAGGCUGGCCAGUAUGUCACUUUGGACUUUUCAGAACACCUCUUUAUGGGCUACCAGCACAUGGCCGAUGAAGACCCAUGGAGUAUCAAUGACGACUUUGUCCGCACUUUCACAGUGAGCAGUCCACCUGGCGACCCUCCGAAUCCCGUGCGAAAGUUGGAAGAUGAUGAGUUUGAGAUUACCAUUCGGAAGGUGGGCGUGACGACGGACUUCUUGUUCAAGCACCAGGGUGCUGAAAGCGAUCGCAUGAAAUUAGAAAUCGGCGUCAAGGGCUUCGGUGGAGAAUUCGAAGUUCAGCAACAGGAUGGCGAGGAGAAAAUUUGCUUCAUCGCUGCGGGUGUAGGCAUCACACCCAUUCUGCCUUCACUGUGGAGACUCGCCUUCGAGCGAUUGGAAUUGCUCUGGACGAUCCGCAAAGAAGACAUCGGCCUCGUCAUGGACACUCUGGAGCAACAUCCGAACUUGCACCGCAGUUUGCAAAUUUUCGUGACGAACGCAGAGGUGAAUGGAGAAGAGGUGGAGCGAUUGAAGAGCAAGGGGGUCAAUGUGCAAUGCAGAAGGAUGCAAAAGGGUGAUUUGGAAGUUCUGGAUAACGGGCUUUCAAAGUACUAUCUGUGCACUGCGGUGCCUAUGCGGAAACAACUCAUAGAGUGGCUGCCUAGCAAGCAGCUUGUUUUCGAGGACUUCAACUUCUGA